Messenger RNA from Macadamia integrifolia, 632 nucleotides. RefSeq names its product EG45-like domain containing protein. Gene Ontology annotation, cellular component: cell wall; apoplast. Gene Ontology annotation, biological process: systemic acquired resistance. Bases 97 to 483 code for a protein of 128 amino acids. The transcript is spliced from 3 exons. NCBI's taxonomy places the organism in Eukaryota, Viridiplantae, Streptophyta, Magnoliopsida, Proteales, Proteaceae. The record is from RefSeq and is a predicted model, not a curated record.
AGUCUUUAUAAAAGGUCAUUGAACUUCAUAACCUGGCCACACUACUCUAAGAAACAAGACAUCCCGAGUUAAAAGAGGAUAUUUGUUCUUGUGGAGAUGGGUAUGCAGCUGCGUGUUCUAACGGUGAUAGCCAUGGUGAUCGCCCUCAUCUCAGCUGCAUCAGCAGCUUCUGGGACUGCCACUUACUAUUCACGACCUUACAUUCCCUCAGCGUGCUAUGGCAACCAAGAUAAUGGGGUUAUGAUCGCGGGAGCAAGCGAUGCAAUUUGGGAUAAUAAGGCAGCAUGCGGAAGAAGGUACUCUGUGAGAUGCACAGGGGCUGCAAACACUCGGCCACAUCCUUGUCGUGGGGGAACCAUCACUGUGGAGAUUGUCGAUUACUGUGCCAAUUGCAACGGAACCAUCAAUUUAUCUCAAGAUGCCUUCCAAAUGAUCGCUGAUCUUCAAGCCGGCAAAAUCAAAAUUGAAUAUAAUCAGGUUUGAACUUUGAAGCUCUUCUGCACUUCUACUGGAGGCCGACUACUCCCUAUGAAUUUGAGAAGAGUAUUACUAUGAGGGCUAAUAAUUAUUAAUUAAUGUCUAAUAAAGUAAAUAUCCUGGAGGUUAUAAAGUUAUUACUAUUAUUUUUUUAA